Messenger RNA from Paramuricea clavata, 2355 nucleotides. NCBI's taxonomy places the organism in Eukaryota, Metazoa, Cnidaria, Anthozoa, Malacalcyonacea, Plexauridae. The record is from the annotation of a GenBank genome assembly.
AUGUUCUUAUUUUGUUUGAAGGCUGAUGUGUUGGUAAACUCUGCGCACAUGAACCUUAAUAAUCCUACUGCAUGUGGUCGAGCGUUGCUGGUUCGUGGUGGAUCGUGUUUCCAAGAAGCAUGUAAACCUCACAUAGCUAUACAACCAGGAAAUAUUAUAACAACGGAAAGUGGUAACCUGUUGUCUAAGUAUGUUAUCCAUGCUGUGUGUCGCAAUUUGAAUCGAUUUAAAGAGCCGUUACCAGCGCAAAAGGUAUGAUGGAACUUAGACUAUUGUUAUCAGACCUUGUAGUCCUAGAAUGUUAAAAAAAUGGUUCACUAAGACUACGUGUCCGCUGUGUGUUUUUAAUUAAUUAAGCCGUUUCAAAAAGCUACCAAUAUGGUGUCAAUACAAACGCUUUGUGUCGUUGCAAGGUGGUAUUCGUCAUGGUGUAAACGCAAGAUUAACAUAGGCGUAUGGUGGAAAAAUUAGGAGGUGGACAAAAAUUUGUUCGUUGAUGGAAAUUGCCUGGCAAAUACAAAAAACAUUUUGCGUUAUGAACUUUCAAUAAUUCCUGUUUACGUUACAUAUUUCUUCCUUUUUCGACCAUUUUAAUACACAUCACGCUUCCGUUUAUUAAUCAUUUGCCAGACGUUUAAGUAGAAUUACCGUAUUUAGGUAUAAAAUGUUAAACCAAAUCUAAGUUUUUAGCACACAACACUUCACUUUUCUCCAAGUAUAAAUGAUGUUCCAUAAAAGAUCUCAUUUUUUAUUUGAAAAUAGUAGGAUUUUAAUCUUUUAUCUCAGGUUUUCGAUUUUUAAUAACAAUAAGACUGUGUUGAAAGAGAAAAUAUAGACAUUGAUGUCGUCCAAAAGCACAUACUGAUAUUGGCCAAAUUCUAUUUCUAGUUUUUAUGUGGGUUGGUGGGAAAAAUCCUUGAGAAAUGCCAUGAGUUGGGGGCAUCUUCGCUUGCAAUGCCAAUGAUAGGCACAGGUCAACAUGGAUUUCCCGUGGAAGCUGUCUUACAAGUAAUCAGAAACGAAAUAAACCAACUUAGCAGCAACAAAGGAGCUCAGCUAACUCUCAAAGAUAUUUGCAUUAUUGUAUUUCAAUCUAAAGCUGAGAAAAGGAAAACAGUGCCUUUACAAACUAAACCAGAGAUUUUAGUGCCACCCAUCUCUGCAAGCAGUUCUACUGAAAUCCCUUUUGGACCGGUUCGUAUUUGCCUGUGCGGUGGCAAUGGAUCACAAUAUGAAGCGGAUGCUAUGAUGAACUUAUCUUCAACAAAUGUAAGAGUGGCGACAACAGCCUUCCAAUCCACGAGUAUCCAACAAGGCGAUGAUGGAAUUGAUCUCUGUGAUUCUACGCGAGAAGAAUCAAUGAAACAACCACCCGGCACUGUAUUGGUGACCAAAGCUAACAGCGGCGCGAAUGUAAAAUACUACGUGCACUCUGUUCCUGUUUCGUUUGAUAUUUUUGGCUUGGAGCGUGUAAUAAAAGCUUGCUUAGACGCUGCGAAGUUUUUCGCAUGUCAUAGCGCAAUAAUAUUGGCCACAGAAAUAACUUCGUUCAGCAUCGCCGCCAACGAAUGUGCCAAUGCCAUUCUGAACGCAAUUCAAAUUUUCUCGAAUACAAAUUUUGCGAUGCAUAUUCGAGUGGUUACGCUUGAUAUGGAUAUGAUGCAAAUCUUCCUAAAAGCUUUCGAAGAAAAGGUAGAGAUGCAAAGAACGAGUGUGGAAUUCCACGAGAGUGGUCAGAUAGGUUUGAUGGACGGGGUAGUCAAUGAUGAGCGUUCUGGAAACAAAAUCUUAAACAUCGGAAGGAAUGAUGAAGUUAUUUUUCGAGUUGUUGGUUUCCGUGAUAACGUGACUAUAUCCAUCGAAAAAAUCGAAGCAUAUAUCACCCGAUGCAAAGUAAGGAAAUGCGUAAAAGAUGCGAAAACGGUUAAUGGAUUUUGGAAGUACAACUCUGUAAUUAAAGAAUUAUCGAGAGGGUACGAAGUUUUCAUCACUUUAUCAGCUGAGGAAGUUUCUAUCGAAGGGAUGACGCAACAAGUCUUCGAAUGUAAGGAUGCAUUAAUUGAUUUUUUGAACAAGCACGAUGAGAAGGAAAGAGAGUUGAGGAGAUUACGUGAAAUUUCAGAAAGUGUGCAAUGGUCGUAUUCUGAUGUGAAUGGCACCGUCCUGUUUGAUGAAAUCCUCAAUGGAAUGGUUGAGAGUGAGGCCAGAGUUGGAAAUAAAAAUAUUAAAGUCCCAAGUAUGGAAAACACGCAUGAAGUUGUUCUGGAUAAGAUGAUCAUACAGGAACGUCGCACUGGUCGCACUGAACUACUUGCAAGGAAACAUAUGGAAAACGCUUUGGGUAAUUUUGACUAA